Messenger RNA from Fonsecaea multimorphosa CBS 102226, 996 nucleotides. RefSeq lists its product as uncharacterized. The transcript has 2 exons. Lineage: Eukaryota; Fungi; Ascomycota; Eurotiomycetes; Chaetothyriales; Herpotrichiellaceae. The coding region runs from base 1 to 996 and encodes 331 amino acids. The record is from RefSeq and is a predicted model, not a curated record. Gene Ontology annotation, molecular function: hydrolase activity, acting on carbon-nitrogen (but not peptide) bonds, in linear amides.
AUGGCGACAUCCUAUGAAUCAUUCUCACAGACCUUCAAAGUCGCGUUGAUCCAGCUUCAUCCCAAGCCUCUUGACCUGGAACACAACUUCUCCGCUGCAUCAGCUUAUAUCCGUGAUGCGGCUGCACAAGGAGCCUCGCUGGCAGUCCUGCCAGAGUACCACCUAACAUCAUGGGUGCCCGAAGACCCACAGUUCGCCGUCCUGGCCCAAACCGCGUAUCAAUACGUGCCCAAGUAUCAAGCGCUGGCUCGGGAGUUGAAGAUCAACAUCGUUCCGGGGACCAUCGUCACCACUGAUCCCAAAUCGCCGCCUCCCGCUACCAGCAAUGGAACGUCGUCCGCAGACUCCAAAAAUUCGCCAGUCCUCCUCAACAUCGCCCCCUUCAUCUCCUACACAGGCGAGCUUCUGGGGAGCUACACCAAAGCCAACUUGUGGCACCCCGAACGCACAGUCCUCACGUCAGGCCCGGCCUCCGUCAAGUCCAACAAUCAGCAUCAUCUAUCGACUGAAGAAGGUCCACCUCCUCAGCUAAACCCUCACUCUAUCAUCGAAACUCCCCUCGGACCUCUCGGCAUCGUGAUAUGCUGGGAUCUGGCGUUUCCCGAAGCCUGUCGUGCCUUGGUCCGCCAGGGUGCACGCUUGAUCAUCAUUCCCACCUUCUGGACGAGAGACGAUCUCACUCCGGAAGGGAGAGCGUACGGGCCGGAUGUGGAUGCUCAAUUCCUGAGCUCCGCCCUUAUUACGAGGUCAUUUGAGAACACUUGCGCCAUCGUCUUCGUCAAUGUGGGCGGUCCGAAGUCAGAGGGCUACGCCGGGUUAAGUCAAGUGGUGUUGCCACUUGUUGGCAAAGUACCCGGGUCAUUCGAGGAUGGAGAGCCAGGAAUGAAGAUUGUGGAAUGUGAUAUGAGGACAGUCGACGUGGCUGAGGAGAAUUACAAGAUAAGAGAGGAUCUGAAAAGGGAGGACUGGCACUACGGAUAUAGCCACGACAAAUAA